AUGGGGUGUUGCCUAGUGGUCAUUAGGUACAUUUCGUAUGCCGUGGGCGGCGGAUACUUCAUUAUGGGCUCUACUUGCUGCGCGAGCAAUGCUAGGCAUUUUGCUGAUGGCGUGGCUCUUCCUUGUAUGAACAACAUGAUAGCAAGUUUAAAAGACGGUGAAGCUAAAAUGUUGAAGAAAGUGUAUAAACCUGAGGACUCAAUGCAAUCUCCAAUCCUCUUGUCAAAAGGCAGUAUAUUUGGUCCAUUUGUGAUUUUUGGACUAUCUGGAUUCCUGUGGGUUUUGGUUUGGUUAUCUGCAAUAUCAUGUGCUCCUGACCGAAGUUCCCAGAUUUCAGAGUAUGAAUUGGAGUACAUAUUAAACAAGGAGUGGAAAUCUUUUCCCAUGGAGAAUAAAUCUAAGACAAGAAGAAUAAUCCCUCCUUUCAUGCGCUUGCUCUCUAAGAUGCCAACUUGGUCCUUAAUUGUUGCCAACACCAUACAUAGCUGGUCUUUGCUUCCAGUAUCUAGAUUCAGCUCUACCGAGGACGAACACCAUCACCUUCUGAUAUAUCAUGCUGACCUCAAACAUGCACCAUGGUUUAGUGCUGUUCCAUGGAGGGUGAUGGGAUUCAUGGGAUACUUUGGUGGAAUAUUGAAUACUGCUGGAACAUUAACAGCCAUUGUGGGAACUGUUGGAGCUGGUUUCUUUGUUGAACUAGUGGGUUCUUUCCGUGGAAUCUUGAUGCUCACAUUGCUCUUAUAUUUUCUUGCUGCUCUUUUCUACAACAUCUUCUCCACUGGAGAAUGA
Molecule: messenger RNA, 789 nt
Organism: Populus euphratica (Euphrates poplar)
Lineage: Eukaryota; Viridiplantae; Streptophyta; Magnoliopsida; Malpighiales; Salicaceae
Product: probable anion transporter 4, chloroplastic
Exons: 6
Coding region: 1-789 (262 amino acids)
Cellular component (GO): plastid
Molecular function (GO): phosphate transmembrane transporter activity
Source: RefSeq, a predicted model, not a curated record